AUUAAGUUCUGUGUAACUUCUGGCUUUAGUUUAAGUUCGUAACCAUUUCGUUUGUUAGUAUAUUGGUAGUUGUUAGUUAGUAGUUGAUGCUCCAGUCUGUUUCACUAACCAUUUCAGUUUAUAGUUUGUGAGCACCCUAAAUAGUUAUUCUGUGAGACCAUGCCUUUAUAUUAUUUUGCCUAUUUUGCCUCAGGAGGGUUCAGAGCGCUGCAGUUGCCUGUAUCAUUGUUCAGAUGUAAAUGUGAUGCACUGAUUAAGCCCCCUCCUCAAGCUGAAUCCACGCCACUGAAGACUAGUUAGGUAAGUUAUCCUUUUGGAUAGGCAGAUAAGAGUUGGGAUGUCUCACUAAAGUUUGUUUCCCCAUACAAUAUUUGCAAAGCAGUACUGCUGUGUGCAGUGAAUUGUGGUAUGUGACCUUUUCGAUUGUGGUAACUGCACUCCUAAUUUGGUGGCUGAGUUGCUGCUUGAGUGUAAGUUUGCAACAUCGGUGUAUAGUGUAUCCACAGUAUUGUCAUUUGCUGUGGUGGUGUUUGUCUGGGAUGAUGUCACUCCAAAGAUCAGUGGAUUUUAGCAUUGUGGGUGUGGCCUCCUGGAUCAUUAAGUCUGUUGUACUGCUAGACCUCAUAGUGUCCUUUUUCAUGGUGGUAGUGGCAGUUUUGUUGGAUCUGGUGAUUUGCUGUACAGCAGCAGUUUUUAGUCUCCUUAAUAGUGUUGAUCGGUUCAGUUUGUGCACUCCACCUUUGUGUUAGUCACCUGCCUUGUUGUUUUCAGUGUAUGAUGAAGAAGCACUUUGUUUUAACUCAUCGUGGUAGACAUUUUGGUCCUUGUGGGAGUGACACCCACUGACUGGCUACUCUUGUGGUUGCUGCUAGUUCCUAAAUCCAGCAGCGUUAUAGUUGGCCUUUAAGUGUGGUAUUUGAUUCUUUUUUUCCUGUGCUUUUUGUUAGCUGUGGUGGGGAGCUCAGAUUGUUUUUGGCAUACAGCCUCAGUAACACUUAACACAAUUAUAAUUAUUUACACAGAGCACUGUAAUUCCAUGAAUACAUUUUUAUCUGAUUUUCAAAGAAAAUGUGUUGUGCCAUAUUAGUCUGAAUCAAUGGUUUUUCAUUGUAGCAUCAAUGACACAAACAGCUCUGUGUUUGUUGAAGGGCAGGGUAUAGCAGCCCCUCUCUGCACGAUUCCGUCUAGAAGGAGUAGCUACAGACAACUCUCUUAUAAGUUGGAGCAGUCUUAUUCACAAGCGCCAUAUAAGCCCAAGCCUAUAUGGCCACAUCUUGUAAGGCAUGAACAGGAGGAACAGAUUCUGGGAAGACCAUGGAUGAGGGUACGGGAAGGUGUAGAGAGGUUGGUCUUUGGGGGCAGCAUUUAUUGUAAACUGCCCUGCCCAGCCAGUCGUAGUUCUCUUUUGAAAGUAUCUGCCUUCUUUCCAGCAGUUUGGGGCAAACAUGUCUUGAUAAGAACUGAAAGAGCCUCCAUUUCCCCCCAAAAAUCAUCAGGGAGGCACAACGUAUAUGUGUUGUCUCUUAAUCAACGGUAUAAAUGGGAACACAUUUUCCACUGUGUCUGCAUCCAUAUACAAAAUAACAAACAAAUAAUUUCUAUCUUGAUACCAUCAGGUACACCAUUGACAGGCUGACAUGGCUUAUAUUAAGAAAAUAUAUGAAGUCAUAAAUUGAGCAUCAGUAUUAGAAGAGCAGUAAUAUCUGAGACUGUGCUUGCAUGUUGAGCUUCUCCUCGUAGGCUGCAUCGCAACAAAACAACCUGCUGCUGCUGCUGCUCAGGGCCACCAUGAGGUCGGAGGGCAAAUUGCACCUAAUACACUGAAACUAGAAUUUCUUUCCUAGUAUUCAAGUGACAGCCUAAAGAUUUUAGCAGCAGUAUGUCUACACUUAACAUUAGAGCUUUGUCUCUCAGCUUUUUUGUAAUUACAUAUGGCUUAAGACACUUGGUUGUUUGCAACAAAAAUCCAUAAAAGCAAACAGGGAAGACAUCUACAAUUUACAGUUACUGUACAUAUUAGUGUUUUUAUUGUCCAGGGGAAAAAAAGACAGUUGCACAAAAUAUUCAGACAGACUCAUCAUACAAUUUCCCAUGAAGUAAUUGAUACAGCAAAAUAAUGGAUAUGAUGUUUUUAUGUAAUAUUUGAUGUAUUCUGACAUAUCAUCUUCAGUGUCUACUCUGUCUAAACUCAGUCAUUGCUACAUUUUCUUUUUUGUGAACAACUUUUUGUUGAGUUGGCAGUGUGUAGACAUACACAUAAACAUUCUCAAAAUGGUUCAACAGAAAGUUCAUUAAAUAGAGUAUUGAACAUAAUCAUAGUAUCAACGCUCAAUCAUCAAAAUAAAUGAAAAACCUCAGUGUCUUUCGAGUUCAAAUAAAGGUUUUGAAUUGAAUUGAAAUACAUCAUGUAUGUACAUUUGCAUAAACAAACCUACAGUGCAAUAUGAAACAACCAAAUGCCAACCCCUUGUUUCCUUGGUGGUGAAUGUCAGAUACAAACAGACCAAAAAUACAGCAUGCACAAUACUACACUUUUUUAGAUAGAGGAUAUAUAUUAUGUGAGCAUGACACACAUGUGACAUAUAUCCUUAUAAGAAAGAGCACACACACAAACUGUACAUGUGAAGAUCAGAGUGAUGAUAUGGCCUCUUCAGGUAAACGGCAACCUGACACCAGCAGUUACCAUGGCACUGUUGAGGGAAAGCAAAGGUUGAUGGGAGUUUUCGAGCAUAGCGGUGGACACAUGCAACCUGUUCUACGCUUUAACCUGUAAUACUAUGUUUCUUAUUUGUGCUGUCGAGGAAACAUCAGCCACCGGGCAGGAAGAAGACAUGGAGGAACUCCGACUUGCUUCAAGUCGUCCGUCAUCUUAGUGCAUCUGAAGAGAGCACGUUAAAGUAUCAGGUGUUAAAUAUUGAUGUGACGACAGGUGUGAUCCUGAACAGACAGCAGGUCGUCUGAUUGAUGUAUCACACAGCGAGGGGCUGCCAGCACCCCCGCCACAGGCCAAACCACGGACCUCAGCAUUGAUUCACAGAGCUCCACUCCUCCUGGAGGAGGGGAAGGAGCUAGUAGUGAGCGGGCAGAGGGAGGUGAGGGAGAGCAGCCAGUCGUCCAGGAGCUGUGGUUCAUCGUAGUUAUGGCAGCUAUCGCCCUGCUGCUGCUGGCUGUCCUGUUAGGUGUUGUACUUCACAAGGCCUUGAACAAACCCCCCUUCACCAGGGAGAGACCCCCAUUGGUGGCCAUGCAGAAGAGGAGCCCCAGGGCCAUUUAUCCAGCCAGCAACUCUGUCCUGUUUGAUUCAGUACCUGACACGACAGGCUUCUCCAACAGUGUCACACUGAAGGGCUUCACCAUGAAGAUAGAGGAAGUGCUGGAAACUAAAUGUGAGCUGGGUGAUGAGGCCCCCCCCGCGCAGGGUGAGUUGGGGAUCCUCAGUGUGAACUCUCUGAGGCGCAGUGUCAGCCAGGUGAUGGACGGGAAGUCAUCCACAGGAGACGACGACGUGUGGGACCCGAACAUUUCAGGCCAUGACAGUGGGAUGUUUAUGGAUGAUGAGGAGUUUGUUGACACCAUCAAAGGUUUCAGCACAGUGAGGAAGGAGCACACCAUGUUCACUGACACCAACCUGUGAUUCAUGAGGGUGACUUUGAACCUGACAGGACACUGGCCCUGACCAGUUACACUGCUGCUGGUUAAAAGUCUUAAACAGGAGAGGCUCUGAGUAUUGACUGUUACUAUGUAAACUGGAGUUACUGAGGCGACUAGGAGAAAGAAAGUGGGAAUGUUACGAUCCUGGUCCAGAUUUGAGUUGGAAGAGAAAACACUGAAUUCAGUCUCUGAGCACUUCUCUUAGAGAGGAACACAAAGAAACCAAAGACACUGUGGGGCAUGAUCAUCUAUUCAAGCUGUUUUCUAUAUUUUCCCCUCUAGGGGGCGCGCUUUUAUCAGGUAUUUUUUGUAAGAAUUGUACAAAAACUAAUUUGUUUCAAACAAUUUGAAAUGAGCUCACCUUGAUUGGAAAAGUUUGGAGCUGUCUUUGAUGCUUUCUGGUUGAUGGAACAACAACAACCUGGGGUGAACUUGCACUGUCUGCUUGGUGAAAUUGAAUCGGAUGGAUGCAGCUUGCAAGUGCCAUCAAUUCUUUUUUUUUCGAUAAAGGAGAUAGCAUACACACAAAGUAUUGUCUUUAAUCUCGUAUUGUUGGAUUAUACAGAAAAUAUUUGGUAUAGAAGAAUUUCGACUGAUAUUUUGAUGGCUGACUAACUUUUAUAUCAACAAAACAUUAAAUCGUGAUGUUUUUAAAAAUCUGACAUGAGUUUAAAAGAAGUGGCACAUUUAAUCUGCUGCAACAUCUCAGUCUCUAUUAAAUACAAGUAAUUGACAGCAACAGAUUCAGAUGUUAUCAAGAGACACAUUUUCAUAUUUAUCGAUUUACAUUAUGAAAAAUGAAUUAAUUAUUAUACAUGUAUAUUAUAUUUUU
Molecule: messenger RNA, 4483 nt
Organism: Labrus bergylta (ballan wrasse)
Lineage: Eukaryota; Metazoa; Chordata; Actinopteri; Labriformes; Labridae
Product: usherin
Source: RefSeq, a predicted model, not a curated record